Molecule: messenger RNA, 1002 nt
Organism: Juglans microcarpa x Juglans regia
Lineage: Eukaryota; Viridiplantae; Streptophyta; Magnoliopsida; Fagales; Juglandaceae
Product: transmembrane protein 205
Exons: 3
Coding region: 188-829 (213 amino acids)
Source: RefSeq, a predicted model, not a curated record
AAAUAGGGUGGCUCUACCAAGUAUCUAGUACCUACCCAGGGCUACCCUUCCUUCUACUUCGUUUCCCUUUUAAAUACAACCUGGUACCUACCCAGGGCUACCCAUCCUUCAACUUCAUUUCACCACAGAGAGAGAGAGAGAGAGAGAGAGAGAGAGAGAGAGAGAGACUGUCUGCAGUCUGAGAGAGAUGGGUUGGUUAACGCGAUUCCUAGCGGCCGUGGCUUUCCUAGCAAUCGGUGUGAUAUUCUCGCCGGAGACCUUCGGAUCGAAAUCGGACGGUCAGAAUCCGUCGAAGCUUGCUAUCUACUUCAAGUUGGCUCAUCUCCUCGGCUUCUCCACGGCCUUUGGCUCCGGUCUCUGGGUUACCUUCAUUAGCGGCAUCAUCAUGUUCAAGAAUCUUCCGAGGCAUCAGUUUGGAAAUCUGCAAAGCAAGAUGUUUCCUGCAUAUUUCAGCCUGGUCGGUACCUGUUGUGCAAUAUCAGCGGGGUCGUUUGGGUAUCUGCAUCCAUGGAAGUCUUCAUCUACUGCUGAGAAGUACCAACUUGGCUUCUUGCUGUCUGCAUUUGCGUUCAAUCUUGCUAAUUUGGUUGUCUUUACUCCCAUGACCGUUGAGAUGAUGAAGCAAAGGCAUAAGGUGGAGAGAGAAUCCAGCAUUGGGGAAGAAGUUGGGUGGUCAAAGAACGUGGAGGUUGCAAAGGUGAAUCCCAAGCUUAAGGCCAUGAACAAGAAAUUUGGGAUGAUUCAUGGGUUAUCAUCCCUCGCUAAUAUCAUGUCCUUUGGCAGCCUUGCCAUGCACUCGUGGUACGUGGCAGGUAAAAUCAAUCUGUAAUUGGAAACUGGUUUCCCUUUAUUAGGGAAGGUGUUGUCUAGCUAUAGAUUAUGUCCAUUCCAUUGAGGGAGGACCUUUGUGCUCUCUCUUCUUUUAUGAUUACCUCGGAUUCAUCCUGUCAAAUGUACGAUGGAACAAGACUUAAAUAAAUUAGAAAAGGGGUAAUUAUACGA